Paramecium octaurelia is the source of this 1716-nucleotide messenger RNA. Lineage: Eukaryota; Ciliophora; Oligohymenophorea; Peniculida; Parameciidae. The record is from the annotation of a GenBank genome assembly.
AUGGAAGAAUUUUUAAAUUAGAAUGACCUUUAAACUAGAUUUAGUGAUUAUUAUUCUUAUAUUGAAACUCUAGGACAAGGAGCUUUCGGAUUGGUUGUUAAAGCAGUCAAUAACAAUUCAAAGGCAUUAGUUGCUGUAAAAGUAGCAAUAUAUACAAUAUAUUAGAUUAUCUCAAAAGCAACUAUAAAAAAAUUUGACUCCCUUGAAUAAGAGGCUGCUAUUUUUUCAUAAUUAAAUCAUUAAAAUAUUGUCAAAUUUUUCGAUAUUAAAAGAACAGAUACUAAAAUUUUGAUAGAAAUGGAAAUUAUAAAUGGAGGAUCAUUAUAAAAAUUAAUGGAUACUAAGAUAAAGUUUAACUAAUGGUUUGAAGUUAAAGAAAUUAAAUAAAUUAUUUAAGGAAUUCUGAGUGCCCUAUCUUAUAUUCAUGAUAAUCACUUUGUUCAUAGAGAUUUAAAGCCGGAUAAUAUACUUAUAGGAGAAGCAUCAAAUAUUGUAAAAAUUACUGAUUUUGGAUUGAGUUCUCAUCAUAAUCGAUACGCUUUAAUGCAAAAGAAAUGUGGUACUUUAACAUACAUGGCUCCUGAGUUAUUAUUAAAAAAAGUUUAUAACAAAGUAUGAUUAUUAUUUAAUUAGAAUGUAGAUGUGUGGAGUGUAGGAGUUAUAUUAUAUCAAUUGCUAAAUAAGGGUAAACAUCCAUAUUUUAUCAAUGGGUAAAAUUAACAGUAAUUAAUUAAAAAUAUGGAAAAAAUGCAUACAAUAGAUAACUUUCAAAACAUGGAUCGGUAUUUUUAAUUGAUUUAAUAUAGUUAAUAGAUAUCUUUAUUUCAAAGAAUGACUGAAUUUGAUUCCACUAAAAGAUAUAGUGCUUUUUAGGCUUUGCUUCACCCUUGGAUAAAUGAGAAAAGGUAGGUGAUUCCAUAAAAUUUCACUGAAAUGUUUGAUCUUUGGCUUUUGACAUAGAAGGCCAUCCUGUUUAUAAAAGGUUUGAUGAUUAUUAUACAUCUCAAAAAUAAUGUCAAAAUAUCAGGGUAAAAAUAUUUAACUUUAUCUGAUAAUUAAUCGAAACUUACUAAAACUGAUGUAAGUGAUGAUAAUUAAGAUUCUUCUCCAUACCAUUAAACUUCAAACUUAUUAAACUUCUUAAAAAUAAGACAAAAAAUUUAGAAAUCAAAGUAGAGUGACUAUUCCUCUACAAAUGCUUCUCCUAUAAUGAUCAAAAGCAUAGAAAGAUAAGAAAAUAGCAACGGGGAUCUAUUAUUCCUGCAUAGUUUAUUACCAGAUUUAAAAAUUGCAAAAGAAUAUCCUGAAAGAAACUAGAAGAUUCAAAUAAAAAGAUUGGACAGUUCCUUAUCUCAAAAUACAAAAAAUAGUUGUAGCACUAGCCCAUAUAAAUGUAAUGGCAAUAAAUAAAUGAAAUUUUUACUUAAGCCUUUGCCUACAUAAAAUGAUCUUCAGAAAGAAACCUAAACUGUAGAUUUAUACAAAAUAUAGUAAACAAUCAAUUAACUUAGGCAAAAGCAAUUUGGAUAUAAACAGAGUGGAAUCCUUGAAAACGAUUCACAAGGGUUCAGCCCUUUCCACACAAAAACAGCAUCUUUUCAUUAGAGCAGGACUACGAAAUAUAAAACCGAAGCCUAACAUAGACAGAAAAGAAUUUAGAGCACUAUUGAUUAGAAGAAACAAGACAAUAAUCUAAAUUAUUUUAAAAAAAAGUGA